Sinocyclocheilus rhinocerous is the source of this 1847-nucleotide messenger RNA. RefSeq names its product CDK5 and ABL1 enzyme substrate 2-like. The record is from RefSeq and is a predicted model, not a curated record. The coding region runs from base 1 to 990 and encodes 329 amino acids. Lineage: Eukaryota; Metazoa; Chordata; Actinopteri; Cypriniformes; Cyprinidae. The transcript is spliced from 9 exons. Gene Ontology annotation, biological process: regulation of cell cycle.
AUGGUGAGGAGUCGGAACCCAUCUGGCUCUCCUCGUCCACGCUCAAUGAAGAAAGUCCACUUUAUUAAGAACAUGAGGCAGUACGACACCAGGGGCAGCAGGAUCGUGCUUAUCUGCGCCAAAAGGUCUUUGUGUGCCGCCUUCUCUGUGCUGCCUUAUGGAGAGAGCUUCCAUAUCAGUGACCCUCAUCUGGAUGCUCAGCGGCGGAGGCACUCAUCUGGAGGAAUAUCCACCACCCUAGAGAUGCUUCCCGGGCUGGAGGGGGUGGAGCUGGGCAUGUACGGCAGGACGGUGUCGUACGCUCAGUUCCUGUACCCCACUAACGCUCUGGACCACCACAAGCCCGCAGUGGAUCUCGCUCUACCCAUGCCGUAUUCCAGAAACAGCAUCCCUUGCAGUUAUCCUCCCUCUCGCCUCAACAGCACUGUCGGCCUGGACCUGGGUGUUGAAGACCCUGACUAUGACCCUAAUAUGCUCAGUGACCCACGGUGGCCAUGUGGAAAACACAAAAGAGUGCUCAUCUUUGCCUCUUACAUGACAACAGUAAUAGAGUAUGUCAAACCGUCAGAUCUGAAGAAGGACAUGAAUGAGACCUUUAAGGAAAAAUUCCCCCACAUAAAACUCACACUGAGCAAAAUCAGAAGUUUGAAGAGGGAAAUCCAUUCGGUAGGAGAGGAGUCUUCCUUGCAGCCGGUCACCAUAGCCAUGGCAUUUGUGUACUUUGAGAAGCUGGUCCUACAGGGGCGUCUCAACAAGCAGAACAGGAAGCUGGUGGCGGCCGCGUGCAUUCUACUCGCUGCCAAGAUCAGCAGCGACCUGAAGAAACAAGAGGUCAAGCAACUGAUCGACAAACUAGAGGAGAGGUUCCGGAUUAGCCGUCGAGAGCUGAUUGCUUUAGAGUUCACUAUCUUGGUGGCUCUGGAAAUGGCACUUUACCUACCGGAGAGUAAAGUCAUGCCCCACUACCGCAGACUGGUGCAGCAGACCUGACGUGGGUAGAGCGGAGGGCUCAGGAACGUUGUGAAUAUGCAGAUGAGAUGCGUAAAGCAGUCAAAAGUGUGGGACUCUGCGUUCCCUCCAUUGCAGUUUGAGGUAACCGAGCGAAUACAUAUCAACACGAAGCUCUAAGGAAGAACUGACGUUCCAAAUGAUGCUUUAUAUAGCAAUCUGGCCAGCGGCUUUUCUUUUCAUGGCUGUCUGUUUUUGUGACCACCAUGGGAAUACUGCUGAGGAAAACCGCACGGAUCUUCUUUUAUUGAAAACAGAAGGUUUUAAGACUCAAAUGACAAGGGAGAAGCUUUAACUCCUGCUACUUCACUUGUGUGCAUGCAUGUUUGUAACAUUCCGUAUCUAUUUACCAUAAAUAACUUCUAUUUUAGACCUCUCCUUUUGUAUAGAACAACCUACCAUUCACUGUAUCACUAAAGCACUUUAAAACAAAACAAAAAAAACAACUAUGCAUGUAAACGUUAUGCAAUAAUAAUAUAGUCAUUAGCACAGAUCACAUAAUAUACUGUAUAUGCACUUACUUUAGUAGCGUACUCAGAAAGUGUUAUUGAGUGACUGACUAAAUCUACCUUAGUAUUCAGACCUAUUAUGUUCACUGUCGUUGAUAAGGCUUGAUUUUACUGUGACGAGUGCUCUAUAUUAGAGCUGAUUUCAAGAAAAGCACAUUUUCAGUGCUGCCGUGGUAUUCUCACGGUUUCUUUUUUUUAUAGAAUUUUUUAAAAAUCCUCUUUUAAAUUCCACAGAAGAAAGUCAUGAUGCAAAUGUGUAAAAGAUGACAGGUUUUUUAUUUUUAGGUGAACUAUUCUUAUAAGACACAUGGUAUUAAUGUAUGUGCACAC